AAAUGAAUAUAUUAUUUAUUGACUUCAAAAUAUGAAUUAUUUUUAAAGUUAACCAUUUUAAUUAAAAAUUAGGUUUUCGAGUAGAUCUCGUAAAAUGUAUGUCUUUUUCGCCGCGCCACCAACUGGAGCAGACCAGAGUUCGCCGGACAUCGCUAGAGUUGUCGCCGGAGGUUGGACAGGAGUCUUCGCCGGGAAACCUGCCGAAGCUUCGUCGAGGAUUCGCCGGUGUAGUUUGAAAUUUCUAAGCCGAUUCAAGAUAGGGAUCAAGGAUUGGAUGAUGAGCAGCCUGGAGGGCAGUGAGGCGUGACGCUGGUGGAUGGCUGAUGCUAUUUUAUUUAAAUUAAAUAUAGAGUGUUGAAUUUGUUUAUUUAAAAUUAUUACUAGAAUGUUGAAUGUUGUUUUUGAAGGCUUCCGCAACUUUCAGUUAUUUACUCCGAUUAAAAGAUGAAUUGUUUU
Messenger RNA from Cuscuta campestris, 456 nucleotides. NCBI's taxonomy places the organism in Eukaryota, Viridiplantae, Streptophyta, Magnoliopsida, Solanales, Convolvulaceae. The record is from the annotation of a GenBank genome assembly.